UUACUGUUCCAUAGAGUUGCACCGUCUAAUGAGCUACUGAUGUCCUGCUCUCUCUUGACCUGAGGUCAGAGGACCUUAAGGAUUGACACCUGUAAUUUUACUCCCCCGUUUAUUCAACUGGAACAUUGGAAAAAUAAAAUCUUCGGACUCCAAGUGUGCAUGGGACAGCCUGGUGCCCACACAUGGUCAGAGAGCUCUGACUUGGCGGCAGCUUGGACGUCUGCUCUGUUUUCUCGUUUAAAUCUACACGUGCGCCCAGUGGCACACACUUCACCCUCCAAACAGCCUGAUCCUGUGUGGUGGCUGUCCAGGUGGCACUUACUAUUUUAGCACCUCAAGGAUGAGGCAGAAGACUAAGGACAAUGAUAAAUCCAAGGGGAGGACCCCUGAAGACGAAGAAGAGGAGAGGAGGCGCAAGGAGAGGGAGGACCAGAUGUACCGCGAGCGGCUGCGCACCUUGUUUGUCAUCGCCGUCGUCAUGAGCCUGCUGAACGCGCUCAGCACCGGUGGGGGCAACAUUUCCUGGAACGACUUUGUGCAUGAGAUGCUGGCCAAGGGCGAGGUGCAGCGUGUCCAGGUGGUGCCCGAGAGCGAGGUGGUGGAAGUGUACCUGCACCCUGGAGCUGUGGUGUUCGGGCGGCCUCGGCUGGCCUUGAUGUACCGAAUGCAGGUGGCAAAUAUCGACAAAUUUGAAGAGAAGCUUCGAGCGGCUGAAGAUGAGCUGAAUAUUGAAGGCAAGGACAGGAUCCCGGUUUCCUAUAAGCGGACAGGAUUCUUUGGAAACGCCCUCUACGCCUUGGGGAUGACAGCAGUGGGCCUGGCCAUCCUGUGGUAUGUUUUCCGUCUGGCUGGAAUGACGGGAAGGGAAGGAGGAUUCAGCGCUUUCAAUCAGCUUAAAAUGGCUCGUUUCACGAUUGUGGAUGGCAAGACGGGGAAAGGAGUCAGCUUUAAAGACGUGGCAGGGAUGCAUGAAGCCAAACUGGAAGUCAAGGAGUUUGUGGAUUAUCUGAAGAGCCCAGAGCGCUUCCUUCAGCUGGGUGCCAAGGUCCCGAAGGGUGCACUGCUGCUUGGCCCACCCGGCUGUGGGAAGACGCUGCUGGCCAAGGCAGUGGCCACUGAGGCCCAGGUGCCCUUCUUGGCGAUGGCCGGCCCGGAGUUCGUGGAGGUCAUUGGAGGCCUCGGUGCUGCCCGUGUGCGGAGCCUCUUCAAGGAAGCCCGUGCCCGGGCCCCCUGCAUCGUGUACAUUGACGAGAUCGAUGCUGUGGGCAAGAAGCGCUCCACCACCAUGUCCGGCUUCUCCAACACAGAGGAGGAGCAGACGCUUAACCAGCUUCUGGUGGAAAUGGAUGGAAUGGGCACCACUGACCAUGUCAUCGUCCUGGCGUCCACCAACCGAGGUGACAUUUUGGAUAAUGCUCUGCUGAGGCCAGGCCGGCUGGACAGACACGUCUUCAUUGACCUUCCCACGCUGCAGGAAAGGCAGGAGAUUUUCGAGCAGCACCUGAAGAGCCUGAAGCUGACCCAGGCCAGCAGCUUUUACUCACAGCGUCUGGCAGAGCUGACCCCGGGGUUCAGUGGUGCUGACAUCGCCAACAUCUGUAACGAGGCCGCGCUGCACGCCGCACGAGAAGGGCACACGGCCGUCCACACCUUCAACUUUGAGUACGCCGUGGAGCGUGUCAUCGCUGGGACUGCCAAAAAGAGCAAGAUCCUCUCCAAGGAAGAGCAGAAGGUGGUUGCGUUUCAUGAGUCCGGCCACGCUCUGGUGGGCUGGCUGCUGGAGCACACCGAGGCUGUGAUGAAGGUCUCCAUCGCGCCGCGGACAAACGCUGCACUGGGCUUCGCUCAGAUGCUCCCCAGAGACCAGCACCUGUUCACCAAGGAGCAGCUGUUUGAGCGGAUGUGCAUGGCCCUGGGCGGCCGCGCAUCGGAGAGCAUCUCCUUCAACAAGGUCACUUCUGGGGCGCAGGACGACCUGAGGAAGGUCACCCGCAUCGCCUACUCCAUGGUGAAGCAGUUUGGGAUGGCACCAAGCAUCGGGCCCGUCUCCUUCCCUGAGGCACAGGAGGGCCUCAUGGGCAUUGGACGGCGACCCUUCAGCCAGGGCUUUCAGCAGAUGAUGGACCACGAAGCAAAACUGCUGGUGGCUAAGGCCUACAGGCACACUGAGAAGGUACUGCAGGACAACCUGGACAAGCUGCAGGCGCUGGCGAACACCCUGCUGGAAAAGGAAGUGAUAAACUACGAGGACAUCGAGGCCCUCAUUGGCCCGCCGCCUCAUGGGCCCAAGAAGAUGAUCGCGCCUCAGAGGUGGAGCGAUGCUGAGCGGGAGAAGCAAGAUGCCGGGGAGGAGGAGGCUCCCCAGCAGUCCCCCCUCCGAGGGGAGGAGCCAUCUUGGCCCAAAUAGUGGGACCUCCCUGACUGCCCGUGGGGCUGCGGCAUCUGCCGGGCCCAGGAAGUGGCUCCUUACUGGCUCCCCCAGGUUCCCUUUCUCCUGAGACUCAGCCCUCCCUGGUCUCUGCUGAGGGCUUCUGAGCUCUGUGUACCGAUUUCCCCACCCGGGAUUAGUCAAGUCUUCGAGAGGUGGA
Messenger RNA from Ceratotherium simum simum (southern white rhinoceros), 2588 nucleotides. Lineage: Eukaryota; Metazoa; Chordata; Mammalia; Perissodactyla; Rhinocerotidae. The record is from RefSeq and is a predicted model, not a curated record.